AUGGCGAACGCGAGCGACCCUGUAAAGGAUAAUCUGCACGAUGUAUUCAACGAGACACUCGGAUUUGGAAAGAUCUACGUGGUGUCCAUGCCCGAGCGGAGCGACAAACGGGACACCAUCAGUGUCCAAGCACGACUGACUGGAAUGUCUUUCGACUUUGUGGACGGAGUUGCUGGCGCGAAGGUCCUUGAGAAAGCCUUACCGUACACGAUGAACCGCACGGGUCCUGAGAUCGGGUGUUGGCGGUCGCAUCUCAAUGCAAUGCAGGAAAUGGUGCGGCAAAAAAUCCGGUCUGCCUUGAUCUUCGAGGACGAUGCGGAUUGGGACGUCGCCCUCAAAGCGCAAAUGCUCCAGGUUGCCCGCGGGAGUCGCUGGCUUUUGGGAAACCCGAAAGAUGCGAUACCAUACUCACCCUACGGAGACGGCUGGGAUGUGCUUUGGAUAGGCCACUGCUCUUCAGAGCCGUCAGGCUCACGGCGAUGGGUGAUUCCGCGAGACCCGACUGUUGUCCCUCCUAGCGAUCGAGGCUACUGGUUCAAGCCUGACAUGACGACUUGGGAAUCAGGGGCAGACCCGGACACUCAAACUCGCCUCCUGUUCGAAGUCGGGCUGGGAUCUUGCAGUGCAGCGUGGGCCAUCUCACUCGCAGGUGCGGAAAAGAUUCUCUACCAACUCAGCAUGAGCCCUUUUAACGACGCGAUCGACAUGGGAGUCAGCGACAUGUGCUUCAGAAAGACGCUGAACAUCAGCUGCAUCGCACCAUUCCCCACGAUCAUCGGCGUGAGCAAACCUGCAGGAAGCCUCGAACGUGGUAGCGACAUUAGAGACGAUGAAUCGAACACGCAUACCGAGCAAGGGAUUCGACCGACGUCUGAAUCCGAGAGAGUCGUUUUCUCUACACGCCAAAACAUCGAACGGCUCAUCACGAAGCAGGACACGUUUGAGAGUCGGUAUCCUGAUGUCACCGGCCAAUUCAUGUCUCUCAAGGAUAUCGGCAGCGCAAUUGGACAUGGGGAAUAG
Exophiala spinifera is the source of this 1020-nucleotide messenger RNA. RefSeq lists its product as uncharacterized. The record is from RefSeq and is a predicted model, not a curated record. The transcript has a single exon. The coding region runs from base 1 to 1020 and encodes 339 amino acids. Lineage: Eukaryota; Fungi; Ascomycota; Eurotiomycetes; Chaetothyriales; Herpotrichiellaceae.